Messenger RNA from Acipenser ruthenus (sterlet), 2802 nucleotides. RefSeq lists its product as uncharacterized. The record is from RefSeq and is a predicted model, not a curated record. Lineage: Eukaryota; Metazoa; Chordata; Actinopteri; Acipenseriformes; Acipenseridae. Gene Ontology annotation, biological process: cell surface receptor signaling pathway; cellular response to lipopolysaccharide; positive regulation of T cell proliferation. The coding region runs from base 181 to 1362 and encodes 393 amino acids. The transcript is spliced from 3 exons. Gene Ontology annotation, cellular component: external side of plasma membrane.
CUGGUGUUUGAAAACGAUGUGAUGUGUUUCACAUUUGUGAAGCAAGGCAAGGUCUGGUGGCCAUAUCUACUAAACAGAGUGCUACACAGCUGGCUUUAAAACCACUUACUAGAGGAUAAGUUGAUCAUAGGAAUUUAAGAAGAUAACUGCACUCGGACCACGCUACCAAGGACGCACUAGAUGCAGACGGAGCGUGCAAAGAGGAUGGACUCUGCAGGAGAAGAAGCGUCCCUGAAUUCACCUGAGCUGCCCUGGAACCAGCUCUAUUUGAAGAGAAGGACCGAGUCCAGGAUCCAGUUAAGGAGGAGAGUGUGCUUCACUGGCCCUGCUGCUGUUGUUACCGGGGUAUUGGCAAUCCUCAUACUGGCUGCUGACAGUGUGAGCAGCGACAGUGAGUUUGUGACAGUCCCGAGCUCAGUGAAGUGUACUGAGGGGCAGGACUGUAUCCUGAGCUGCACCUUCAACUACACAGCUGGAGGCUGGGAUGAGAAGUCAGCUGUGAUCUGGAGAAGAGCAGAAACGGGGCACAUCGUUCACAGGAUCUGCAACAACACGGACCAGCUUGCCAAUCAGCUCCCUCUGUAUGUGAGCAGGACCAGCCUGUUUGAUUCUGAGCUGCAGCGCGGGAACGCUUCACUGCUGCUGAGGAGAGUCAGGGAGGGAGAUGCUGGAGAAUACAAGUGCUCUGUUUACACUCUUAGACUGUACGGGUCGGGCCUAACUGAGGUAGUCGUGGUUCCGGCUCAACCCAUAACAGCACCAGCUCAUGUGACAGUCCCGAGCUCAGUGAAGUGUACUGAGGGGCAGGACUGUAUCCUGAGCUGCACCUUCAACUACACAGGUGGAGGCUGGGAUGAGAAGUCAGGUGUGAUUUGGAGAAGAGCAGAAACGGGGCGCAUCGUUCACGGUUACCAUGACAACACGGACCAGCUUGACCAUCCGCUCCCUCAGUAUGUGAGCAGGACCAGCCUGUUUGAUUCUGAGCUGCAGCGCGGGAACGCUUCACUGCUGCUGAGGAGAGUCAGGGAGGUAGAUGCUGGAGAAUACGAGUGCUUCGUUUCCACUCCCAGACUGUCCGGGUCGGGCCUGACUGAGGUAGUCGUGGUUCCGGCUCAACGACGCGCCUGGUGGGGUUUAGGAGCAGUUCUUCUUUGUGUGAUUGCAGGGCUCUGUGUCGGUCUGUGGCUCUAUAAAAAACACGCAGGUUGCUGCAGGAAAUCCGACAUGGCUUCUAGUCCAGCACAGGCAGUGCCGUUAUCAGAUGUGAUCGAGGAGCCCAGUGAAGUCAGAUGGCUCCCCUGCACAGCUCAAUAUACCCAGUUUAAUUCAAGCUCCCAAAACGAAAUAGUCACUUUGAAUUAGGAAACGUGAUCAGUGUUGAAGAGAAAUUUUAAAAAUCACAUUGUUUCCGAGACAAUUGAACUAUAAUCUGUACUCUCGUUGUCUUUGCACAAUAUCGGAACAAUCCAGCAAAGAGAUACAGUAGUUUAUUCAAGGUGACAUUAACCUCUUCAGCUCCAGGAUGCACAUCAAAGGAAAGAGCACUUGCAGUACCACGCCCUGCCUGCGCACGUCAAGGUUUGCCGUCUGUUCUCUGGGGUUUUUAUUUUCAAUCUGAUCUCUUUGUAUUCAUGCUCUGAGGCAGGGUUAGUGUGUGUGUUUUGAAGUCGGGGAGGAGAGAUGGAAAUCAUCAGGUGACUUUAUUAUCCAGUUGCAUUUUAUGCACAAAUCCCUCUCUAUCUGUGAAGACAUUGACAAGAGCUGGAGACGAUCAACGAUCUCAAGUAUAUACAGAAUAUUUCAUUGUAUUAUUUCUGCAGUUUUGCUUGUCUACCUUUAUUUUAUAUUAGUAUUUGAUUUCAAAAAAUAUAUGGCAGCGUACAUGGAUUGUUAGAAGAGGAGCGCUGAAGAGUUUGAGCCGUGUUCGGAGGAUUUCUGAAAGCAGCGACAGCACUUGGAGUAUCUUUUACAGUGCUGGGACAAAAUACUGUGAAGCCAGAAAUACUUGAAACCAAAACAUUCAGUGAAUCACUCCCAUAAAACCUAUUUUACUCCAGAAAUGUGGCGGCCUGUUACAUUAUACGAAGUAUGUAUUGUCAGUGAAUUUUUUUUUUUUUUUUCAUAUGUGAAAACCACAUAAUAAACACAACUCAAGAAAGAAAUCUAUAUAAAAAAUCAGAAUCAAUUCUACAAUCAUCCUCUUUAACCUUCUUUUUAUUAUUUUGUAUUUGUUUUGUUGUUUUAUUAUUUAUUAUGUUUAAAUAUGAAGGUGAAAAGCCGUAGUUGUUAUUGUCACACACGCUUAUAAAAUGAAGCAAAUACAAAACAGUUGCAUCGAACAUGGAUUAUAUUUUAAUUAUUAUUAUUAUUUUUUUUUUAACAUAGAACCCUAACUCCAAAACCAAAGAAAUUCUUAGUCUUAACUCUCUGUACUAUUUUAGUAUAUUUUAAAGAACAGAAAAAUAUGCUCAACUUGUUUAAUAAUAUACUAUGGAGGUUAUUUUUUUGUCCUGUAAAGAAAAAUCUAUUUAUUAGAAAAAAAAUAUAUAUUUAUUUUCCUUGGUCUGUAUACAUUUCUGUAUUCAACCUGAAACUGAACUGAGACCAAAUAAACCAUUAACCUUAAAGAUGUUUUCUUUGUAUAAUAUAAUUAAGUACAAUAUGAACUUUUAGUCAAAUGUUUUGACAAACAGUUUAUUUCAAUUUUGUUUUUAUUAUGUGUUUAUUUAGCAGACGCUUUUAUCCAAGGCGACUUACAGAGACUAGGGUGUGUGAACUAUGCAUCAGCUGCAGAGUCACUUA